UUUUUUUUUUUUUGGUUCUUUUUUUCGGAGCUGGGGACUGGUUUAUUUUUUUUUAUUUUAAAUUAAGGUAUAUGUGCAGGGGAGGGUACAUGUAUGUGUGCACGCCAUCUGUGGGAGCAGAGGUGUUGGAUGUCUCUGAAGCUGGAGCUUUAGGAGUUGUGAGCUGCCUAACAUAGUCUAAACUCAGAUUCUCUUCAAGGGUGGUACACACUUAGCUGCUGAGCCAUCACCUCAGCGACACGGGGCUUAUGCAUUCCAGGCUGGUCUCAAACUUACUGUGUAGUAAGGAUGGUCGAGAACCUUAGAUUCUCCUGCCUUAUUUCCAGAGUGCUGAGAUCGCAGAAGGUGCUGGCAUAGAAGGUUUAUCUGGUGCUGGGAAUCGAACCCAGGGUAUUGCACACCAGGUAAGUGCUCUACUGACAGCUACAUCCUCAGUUUCAAAACUGUAUCUUAUUGAAAUUAUCCGUAAAGAGAACGUUAUAAUAUGCCCAGAGGAAAGUCUGAGCAAGAAGGAGAAAGCCUAAGGUAAGAAGCAUGGAGGGGGUUCCUGUGCUCCCGCCGUCGUCCUCCAGCGCAGGCCUCCGGGCUCCAGCUCCGGUGUUGGGUGCAGGCCUGGUGUGGUCUCCAAAGUGACUGAACAAUGCAGAAGGACAGUGGCCCACUGGUUCCUUUACAUUAUUAUGGUUUCGGCUAUGCGGCCCUGGUGGCUACUGGUGGGAUUAUUGGCUAUGCAAAAGCAGGUAGUGUGCCGUCCCUGGCUGCUGGACUCUUCUUCGGGGGCCUGGCAGGCCUGGGUGCCUACCAGCUGUCUCAGGAUCCCAGGAACGUGUGGGUUUUCCUAGCUACGUCUGGGACUUUGGCUGGCAUUAUGGGGAUGAGAUUCUACAACUCUGGGAAAUUUAUGCCUGCAGGUUUGAUCGCGGGAACCAGUUUGCUGAUGGUUGCCAAACUUGGACUUAGUAUGUUGAGUUCAUCCCAUCCGUAGUAGCCAUAGCCCUGCGUGGACUCAUGAUGAGUUGACACUCUCCAGACCUCCACAUUACCACGCUGAAGAGAUAAGAACAGCCAAGACCUACACUGAGCACAUGGAGGCGAAGACGUGGUUACUAUAGU
Molecule: messenger RNA, 1113 nt
Organism: Rattus norvegicus (Norway rat)
Lineage: Eukaryota; Metazoa; Chordata; Mammalia; Rodentia; Muridae
Source: RefSeq, a predicted model, not a curated record